AUGUUGAACAUGUUUAAAGAAAAUUCAAAAUUAAUGCAAAACGAUGACAUGUCAUUUUUUUGUUUACUUUUGCCGAUUAUGAAAACUUUUUCUAAUCACCAAAAAUUACUUUUCCGUUCUGCAGUUCUACAAAAAGCAAUCGAAAUAUCCAGCAGUUCUAGUGAAGUCCGCCCGGGAACAUCACAUACAUUUUCGAUUUCAGAAUCACAACAUUCCGAUGCUUCUACAUAUCAUAUAACUGAAUCUUAUACAGAAGUACCACAACAGUAUGAGGCACCAGAUUAUGAUUCAACAUAUUCUUUAGAGGAUUUUGUAACUAUGCAGAAUUUGUAA
Messenger RNA from Macrosiphum euphorbiae (potato aphid), 333 nucleotides. The record is from the annotation of a GenBank genome assembly. Lineage: Eukaryota; Metazoa; Arthropoda; Insecta; Hemiptera; Aphididae.